This is a messenger RNA of Tuber melanosporum (Perigord truffle), 1377 nucleotides long. RefSeq lists its product as uncharacterized. The transcript is spliced from 4 exons. Gene Ontology annotation, biological process: copper ion import; intracellular iron ion homeostasis; iron ion transport. Gene Ontology annotation, cellular component: plasma membrane. The record is from RefSeq and is a predicted model, not a curated record. The coding region runs from base 1 to 1377 and encodes 458 amino acids. NCBI's taxonomy places the organism in Eukaryota, Fungi, Ascomycota, Pezizomycetes, Pezizales, Tuberaceae. Gene Ontology annotation, molecular function: ferric-chelate reductase activity.
AUGGCUGUUGUCAAUAUGAUUCCGUUGUUUGUUUGCAUGGCGAGAAACAAUUUCGUUGGGCAUGCAGUUGAGGUGGGAUUUGAUAUUUGGAACCUGUUUCACCGCUGGAUUGGCAGGGUUGUGGUGUUGGAGUCGGUAGCACACAUGCUUGCAUGGACAGUCAACAAGGUUGAUCAGGCAGGAUGGGAAGGCCUAAAUGAAGCUUUAAGGAUCAGUCAUUUUUACCAAGUUGGUUUGAUGGCCGAAAUUGCUCUCAUCUUAAUCGCCUUUUUGUCUACUUCGCCACUACGACACGCAAACUAUGAGUUCUUCUUGUCGAUGCAUCAGCUGCUCGUUGCAUUUUUUGUAGCCGGCGUUUGGUGGCAUCUUUAUAUCGACAUGUUACCUCAAAUGGUUUACUGCAACGUCGCUAUUGCGAUAUGGGUUGCUGAUCGUGUUUUUAGGAUCUUGCGCAUCUUGAGGAACAAUAUCAGGUGGAGAAGGAAGGGGCUACUUUCCAACGUAGCUGAAGUUGCCCCGCUGAAAGGUGGGGAUGCUGUUAGGUUUAGUGUUGAACUUUCUACCCCAUUCAAGUACAGGCCUGGAACUCACGCAUAUCUUUAUGUACCACGAAUCGGCUGGUGGCAAUCUCACCCGUUCUCAAUCGCUUGGACAUCCGCAGAGGAAUCCAAGCAGGCGGUUGGAGCGACACAGAUGCCCGACAAGCAUCAUGAGCCCCAGAAAACCACCACCCCGAAAAAGACUACGAUGCACUUCAUCAUAUCGAAACACGAUGGUUUCACAAGAGCACUAUAUGAUGCUGCGCAGUCUGCCGCCGCAACUGCUGACCCGGAAAAGCUGGAAAACGGGUGCGUCUUGAAGGUUCUAGGCUUGGUCGAGGGACCCUAUGGCGGACAUCACUCGCUCGAUUCCUUCGGGACAGUGGUCCUGGUUGCUGGGGGUGUUGGUAUCACCCAUUGCCUGGGUUAUGUUAGACAUCUCUUGCACGGAUACAACGAAGGAACCGUGGCUACCCAGAGGGUUAAAUUGGUUUGGGUCAUCAGAAAAAGUGAGCAUAUCCACUGGGUCUCGGAUUGGCUUGAAGAGAUUCUGCGGAUGCCACUCUGUCGCCGGGUACUCGAGGUUGACAUCUAUAUCACCCGACCUAGCACCACAAUUAGCGGGGAUGAGUGGGCUGGCCACGGCGGCCUUGUUAAUGUUCACGUCGGAAGGCCGGAAUUCGAAAUUGUUCUCGAGAAGGUCGUGAGACGAAGGAUUGGUGCCAUGGCGGUAACUGUCUGCGGUGGUGGCGCUGUGAGUGACUCGGUCAGGGCUGCCACACUCAAGUUCGUUGACCAAGCUACUAUCGACUUCUCCGAAGAGAGUUUCACUUGGUGA